Paecilomyces variotii is the source of this 1030-nucleotide messenger RNA. RefSeq lists its product as hypothetical. The coding region runs from base 176 to 850 and encodes 224 amino acids. The record is from RefSeq and is a predicted model, not a curated record. NCBI's taxonomy places the organism in Eukaryota, Fungi, Ascomycota, Eurotiomycetes, Eurotiales, Thermoascaceae. The transcript has a single exon.
CAUACAAUACCCAUUGUGACGCAUAUUUACCGAUUUUAAACAUGACAAAGAGCCAUCUGUACGGUCACAGUUUGUCUUGUUUAAAUUUACACCUCCGACGUUUCUACAGUCGCUGAAGUCCAUCACGCCGUCAACUUCUGAAUCCAGCACUCUUCAGGUGCACCAUUUCGCAAAAAUGGGCUGGUGGUGGAGUUCCUCCUCCAAGGAUGAAAAUCAGACAUCCGCGAAAUCUACACUUCCGACCUCAUCGUCGCGCGAUGCCUCCAAACCGCAAGAGACAAUCUCCGCUACAGCGAAGCAGAUGAGCCCUGAUGAGCAGGUUCAAGCGGAAUUUCAACGGCUGCUGGCCGGCCUUGAAAGUGCAGAUGGUUCGCAAACCUCUCAGCCAGCUCGUUCCGAACCUACAUCGCAUGUCCAAUCCACAGAAGCCGGCAUCCAACCUUCCAGUGAGCCUCGUUCGUCAAUCGCUCCCGAAUCCCUAUAUCCGGACGAGAUGGACUGCCGGUCAGCCUUCGAUUAUGCGUUUUUCUGCCAGUCGUUCGGUGGUCAAUUCGUCAGCGUGUACAGAUACGGUGAGAUGCGGUCAUGCAGUGAGCACUGGAACAAUUUCUGGCUCUGCAUGAAGGCGCGCUCUUUACCCGAUGAAUCGAGGAGAAGGAUGAUUCGGGAGCACAACAAGAAGAAGGCCAUCAAAUACAAGACUGGGCCAAGCAGUGAGGACGUGUGGGAAAUGAGGACGGAGCCGGUCAAGAAUGCCUUCCAGGGAGACUUUGCUGCUUUGGAGAGAGAGAUGAAGGCGGCGGAAGAGGCACGGUCAAAGGCGCAGGCUGGAGCUGGAGCUGCACCAUAAUUUGGAUGAGAUGGCUUUAUGGAUCAUUGUUUCAUUAGACGGAUACCUUCCCCCUUCGGUCCGCGGGGCUGUUAUGUAUGUACAUUAGAUCACGGCUGCAUUCUACAAACGCUGUUUUCGUUUUCAAGUUUCCUGCAAUAUAAAUCGGACUCCCCUCCCAGUAUAUGACUCCAGCAUCCA